UUUUCCUGCAUCCUUGUGCAACAUCAGGUUGUUUUGAAGAAAGUAGCCAUUGUCUUAAACAUGAGAGCAGCCUCCUAUAGGGAACGAUUUUCUUAAGAAUCCAGAGCAGUAGGUAUCUUAAACCAGACUGGCAUUACAGGAGUUUGGAAGGAUUUAAAAGCCAUGCAAAACUUGUUUCUACAGACUUCAGAUUUGGAGGUAGUACAUAAAUGCAUGCUUUGAACCCAGUGAUCUCUGCACAACAGUCUAAAUGUUUUUUCCUCUAUGGGGGCUAUAAGGUAUAGCAUUACGCAUGUAUAUGUACUUCAGUAAGGCACAGCCCUAUAAUUAAAAAGUAUCCCAGAAAAGAUUGAUCACUAUGUCAGCAGCUGAAAGCCAGUCAACAGUCAUAAUACUGACUCUCCCCUCUGUGAUAUCUCCUAAGUCCAUGCAGCAGAGUGAAGUGAGCAGACAGGUAGAGAAAACUGCCUAGAGAAGCGUGGUGUAUAUGAUGUGCACGGCUGCGAAACACAGUUAAUCGAAGACAGAAGUUGCUGGCACUUACAUUUCUUCAGCCUUCAGCAAUGAAGGUUCUUACAGAUGGAAAGUGAUGGGGUUUAUACAGAUUAAUGAGGACUUCAUAUUUAUUGAGCCACUGAAUCGCACUUUGGCUGUGACAGGACAUGCACACAGAGUGUACAGAAGAAAAAGGUCUGUAGAGGAGAGAAUUUCUGAAAAGCCACCUUCUCAGAAUCCCUACUGUGGUGUUGUUACAGAUAAAAGAAAAUCCAAGACUCAAAAAAUGUCAGAAAGUGGAAGAGGAAAACGAUACUCUUACAAGUUACCUCAGGAAUACAACAUUGAAACUGUUGUGGUGGCAGAUCCAGCUAUGGUUUCAUAUCAUGGAACAGAUGCUGCCAGAAGAUUUAUUCUGACCAUCUUAAACAUGGUUUUUAAUCUUUUCCAGCACAAGAGUCUAGGAUUACAAGUAAAUCUUCGGGUGACUAAACUUGUUCUUCUUCAUGAGACUCCAGCAGAUAUGUAUAUUGGACAUCAUGGAGAAAAAAUGCUGGAAAGCUUUUGUAAAUGGCAGCAUGAAGAAUUUGGCAAGAAGAAUGAUAUACACUUAGAAAUGUCAACAAGCUGGGGAGAAGACAUGACUUCAGUUGAUGCAGCCAUACUGAUCACAAGGAAGGAUUUCUGUGUACAUAAGGAUGAACCAUGUGAUACUGUUGGUAUAGCAUACCUGAGUGGAAUGUGCAGUGAGAAACGAAAAUGUAUAAUUGCAGAGGACAAUGGUCUGAAUCUGGCUUUUACAAUUGCUCAUGAAAUGGGUCACAAAAAAAAACUCCAGGUUAAUAUGAGCCAGCCUGCUUGCAUGAUGGUUGUGAUAAAGGAAAGAUGUCUUCUAGAUGCCAAGCAGUACACGAAACAAGGUAGACAGAGAAGCUCACUGUUGCUGCUAGCAGUUCUUCCAAGACUGCAGCACAGCAUGGGGAUAAACCACGACAAUGACCACCCAUCCUGCGCAGAUGGUGUCCAUAUCAUGUCUGGGGAAUGGAUUAAAGGACAGAAUCUUGGGGAUGUUUCAUGGUCUCAGUGCAGCAGGGAAGACCUGGAAAGAUUUCUCAGGUCGAAGGCCAGUAACUGUCUGGUACAGACGAAUCCUCAGAGCCUCAAUUCUGUGAUUAUUCCGUCUAAACUCCCAGGAAUGACAUACACUGCAGAUGAGCAGUGUCAGAUUCUUUUUGGACCAACUGCUUCAUUUUGCCAAGAAAUGCAGCAUGUCAUUUGCACUGGGUUGUGGUGUAAGGUGGAAAGUGAGAAGGAAUGCAAAACUAAACUGGAUCCACCAAUGGAUGGAACGGACUGUGACACUGGAAAGUGGUGCAAGGCUGGAGAUUGUAUCAAUCGGACCUCUUUCGCGGAGCACAUGGAGGGGGAGUGGAGUGCAUGGAGCACUUGUAGCCGUACUUGCAACACUGGAAUCAGCAGUCGACAGCGCAAAUGCCCUGGUUCAGGCCUUGAAGGAGAGUGUCAUGGGCCCACAAUGCAGUAUAGGGUAUGUGAAAAUCCUUCUUGUCCUGCUGGUGUGCCUGCCUUUAGGGACUGGCAGUGCCAAGCUUUCAGUGUCAGAUCUUCAUAUCAGAAGCAUGUGCACCAAUGGCAAGCUGUCAUUGAUGAUGAAAAGCCGUGUGCUUUAUUCUGUUCGCCGUCUGGAAAGGAUCAACCUGUUCUUCUGACAGAAAAGGUGAUGGAUGGGACUUCCUGUGGCCAGCAUGGGCUAGAUGUCUGUGCUGAUGGUAGAUGCCAGAAAUUUGGCUGUGAUGGUAUAUUAGGAUCUCUAGCUCGUGAAGAUCAUUGUGGUAUAUGCAAUGGUAAUGGAAAGUCAUGCAAAGUUAUUAAAGGUGAUUUUAACCAUACCAGAGGAGCAGGUUAUGUGGAAGCUUUGGUGAUACCUGCAGGAGCAAGGAGAAUCAAAGUUGUGGAAGAAAAACCAGCUCACAGUUACUUAGCUCUUAGGGAUGCUGGAAAACAGUCAAUCAAUAGUGAUUGGAAGAUAGAGCAUUCUGGAACAUUCAACAUUGCUGGGACCACAGUCCAUUAUGUUCGGAGAGGUCUCUGGGAGAAGAUAUCAGCCAAAGGUCCCACAACAUCACCUUUACAUUUACUGGUGCUGCUCUUCCAUGACCAGAGCUAUGGUUUACACUAUGAAUACACAAUCCCACUGGAUCCUCUCCCUGAAAAUCAGAGCUCUAAAGUACCAGAGCCCCUUUUCAUGUGGACACAUUCCACAUGGGAAGACUGUGAUGCCGUAUGUGGAGGAGGUGAAAGAAAGACAACGGUCUCUUGCACGAAGAUUAUGAACAAGAAUAUCAGUCUUGUGGACAACAAGAAGUGCAAAUAUUUAACAAAACCUGAACCACAGAUCCGCAAGUGCAACGAACAGCCAUGCCAGACAAGAUGGAUGAUGACAGAAUGGACACCGUGUUCAAGGACAUGUGGAAAAGGAACCCAGAACAGACAAGUAGCCUGCACACAGCAGCUCAGAAAUGGGACCCUGAUUAGAGCUAGGGAGAGGGAUUGCCUGGGGCCAAAGCCUGCUUCUGCACAGCGCUGUGAAGGCCAGGACUGCAUGACAGUGUGGGAGGCAGGCGUCUGGUCUGAGUGCUCUGUAAAGUGUGGUAAGGGAGUACGGCAUCGGACUGUGAGGUGCACCAAUCCACGCAAGAAAUGUGUUUUGUCCACAAGACCUAAAGAGGCAGAGGACUGUGAGGACUAUUCCAAAUGCUACGUCUGGAGAAUGGGAGACUGGUCUAAGUGCUCCGUCACCUGUGGCAAAGGAAUGCAGUCUCGAGUCAUCCAGUGCAUGCACAAGAUUACGGGAAGGCAUGGCAAUGAGUGCUUUUCCUCAGAAAAGCCUGCAGCCUACAGACCCUGUCAUCUCCAUCCCUGCAAUGAGAAAAUCAAUGUUAACACAAUAACAUCACCCAGGUUAGCUGCUUUAACAUUCAAGUGCCUAGGAGACCAGUGGCCUGUGUACUGCAGAGUGAUAAGAGAGAAGAACCUCUGUCAAGACAUGAGGUGGUAUCAACGAUGCUGUGAGACGUGCAGGGACUUUUAUGCGCAAAAAAUGCAACAAAAGAGUUGACCUCUGUCAGGCUGGCUAGCUCUCAGCUCUUUGCAAUCUUUUUAUUUAUGAACACACACACACCCACACCCACACAGGCUUUUUUCAGACCAAAUAUUAUCAGAUGGCAUAUAAUUUAAUCAAAUUAAUUUAUUUUUGCCUGCCAGACAUCCUUAAUGGUUUUGGUUAGACAGCAAACAUGUUUUAUCUUCUGACAUUUUCAUAAUUAAUUUUUAUAUGAACACCUUUGGAUACAUUUAUCAGAAUUUUAAAAAAAUAGUAACUAGUAUUUUAAAUGUUUAUUUUCAGUAAGGUCAUCUGUUGCAAAAAAAAAAGUCAUGUUAUCUUGAAUUUAUUUUAAUUUAGCUGAAUAGUUUUGUUGUAUAUGGAAAUAAAGUCCUUUUUAAUUUUAUUAUAUUUUUGGCAUUUGGAGUCAGAAUGAUCUUGGGUUUUUUGCAACAGAUGUCAAAGUGAACAAGCUAACAUUAUUAAACAGGUUAUUACAGAAUGUAUUGUGAAAUUAGUUCAUUUGAUUUAGAAACAUACUGAAGGGGAUAUUCUACUGUAACUUAUAACAUAUUAUAAACAAGAAAAUUAAAAUAGCUAAGUAGAGAUUUUGAUCAUUCUCAUGGACACAUACUUGAACACAAGUAUUAAAUCAAUGAAACACUGUAGAGAUUUACACUGAAUCACUGUUGCACUGUUUGAGGUAGUGUAGAGAAAUGCAGUCCUAGAACUUGUAACAUCCUAUGAAUCUACGUCUGUAGUGUUUUAACAUGUCACUUAAUUUUUAAAGUUUUGAAACAAAAUACCCAUGCCCCUCUAUACCUUUGUGUGUCCUUUUGCAGAUUUACAAAUGAAAGAGUCCUUUCUCCUGCCACUUUUAUUAAUUAAUCUGUUAAAUAUUCUCAGUUCUCUGUUGAUAAUUUAGAAAAUAGCUUUGUAAUACUACUUCAAUUUUAUCUUUGUCUAAUGAAAAAGUCUUUAUAAAAAUUAAAUGUUUUACAGUUUUGUGAAACAUUAUGAAACAGCAAAGAUUUUCCUUAUGAGAAAAUAUUGUACAUGAGUCACAUGAUUUUUACAUUUUCAAUAAAAAGUAAAUCUCAUUUUGU
Molecule: messenger RNA, 4722 nt
Organism: Cyanistes caeruleus (blue tit)
Lineage: Eukaryota; Metazoa; Chordata; Aves; Passeriformes; Paridae
Gene: ADAMTS19
Product: ADAM metallopeptidase with thrombospondin type 1 motif 19
Biological process (GO): extracellular matrix organization; proteolysis
Cellular component (GO): extracellular matrix
Molecular function (GO): metalloendopeptidase activity
Source: RefSeq, a predicted model, not a curated record